AUCAACCCAUCCAGGUGACCUCGCCUCGUCCUCUUUCACGCAAUUACAGCUGGCCUGUCUCCGACGUGCGAUCCGCUCGAUAAUCGAACUCCCUCCACCCUCUCUCAUCGUCCGCCCCGACCUAGAACCAUCCGCUCGAUCUCGCCUCGGCCGUCAAUCAUGUCCUUCGACCAGCUGUCCUCGAUAGAGUCCGGCAGCGGGGGCUCCCGCCGCCAGAACAACGGCGCCUACGCCGAUGACCCGGAAUUCUCUCGCCUGUCACAGGGCCUCAUGAACAAGCUGUUCCACCUCCAGGGCAACAUGUCCAAGCUCAAGUCGGACAUCGGCCUCCUCGGCACCAGACGCGACAAUCCCCGGCUCCGGGAGCGGGUCCACACCCUUCUCGAAGAGUCCACCGAGCAGUUCAAGGAGGUCGGCGAAGGCGUCAAGAAGAUCCAGACGUGGGAAGAUGUCACGCCCACCCAGAAAUACUCGCAGCAGAAGCUGUCGCGCGAAUUCAAAACCGCGCUCGGGGAAUUCCAGUCGCUGCAGCGCACGGCACUCGAGAAGCAACGGGCCUCCGUCACCGCCGCCAAGGCCGCGCUCGACUCGCACGCCGCGCCGUCCGCCGACGGCCUCGAGGGCGAGCACCAGCUGCAGAUCCACCAGCAGCAGCAGCAGGUGCACCUCGCGCCGCAGGACGAGGUCGACUUCCAGGACACGCUGAUCACCGAGCGCGAGGAGGAGAUCCGGCAGAUCGAGGAGGGCGUCGGCGACCUCAACGUCCUCUUCCAGCAGGUCGCCCAGAUCGUCGGCGAGCAGGGCGAGCAGCUCCAGACCAUCGAGACCAACGCCGUUGCCGUCCGCGACGACACCCGCGGCGCCGACUACGAACUGCGCACCGCCGCCCGCUACCAGAAGAAUGCCCGCAGCAAGGCCUGCUGCCUGUUGCUCAUCCUCGCCGUCAUCAUGGCCAUCGUCCUGCUCGCCGUGUUCCUGGGAUGAGCGAGCGAGUGUGCAAGACGCGCGCAUUCUAACAACUUACCCCUUCUUAUGUUUCUUUUCAUUUUUCAUUUUUACACCAGCUCGCACGGAGGCCACUCGAAUGAGAAUAGAGAGUGUACAUACGAGUGAA
Messenger RNA from Durotheca rogersii, 1114 nucleotides. RefSeq names its product t-SNARE. Gene Ontology annotation, cellular component: endomembrane system; membrane; SNARE complex. Gene Ontology annotation, biological process: intracellular protein transport; vesicle fusion; Golgi to vacuole transport. The record is from RefSeq and is a predicted model, not a curated record. NCBI's taxonomy places the organism in Eukaryota, Fungi, Ascomycota, Sordariomycetes, Xylariales, Xylariaceae. Bases 160 to 984 code for a protein of 274 amino acids. Gene Ontology annotation, molecular function: SNARE binding; SNAP receptor activity. The transcript is spliced from 2 exons.